Molecule: messenger RNA, 741 nt
Organism: Penicillium digitatum Pd1
Lineage: Eukaryota; Fungi; Ascomycota; Eurotiomycetes; Eurotiales; Aspergillaceae
Source: RefSeq, a predicted model, not a curated record
AUGUUGGGAUAUCGGGAUAGACCACUCAAGCCAAUAGGCAACAUCGUGGUCGCAUUGUGGUCGUUGGUUGGAGCGUUUUGUGGGGUGGCUUUAGUGGCAUCUGUUUCGAAACGGGUACCUUCUUUUGAAGCGCGUGAUGCAACGGUGAUCGUUGGCAGUUUUGGCGCGGUGGCAGUGAUUGAGUUCGGUGCGAUCGACUCGCCCUUCGCACAACCACGCAAUGCAGUCCUGAGCCAGAUUAUUGCCUGUUUCUUCGGUGUCGGGAUAUCGAAGUUGUUUGCCUUGAACCCUGGUGCUGAAGCGUAUACUGAGCUUGGGGGCGCUCUGGCUUGCGCUCUUACUACGGCUGUCAUGCUUCUCACCAAAACUACACACCCGCCUGCGGGUGCGACUGCUCUUCUGGCAGUGACACAUUCUCAGACUGUUGCUUUGGGCUGGUUUCUGUUUCCGGUCAUAUUGCUUGGAGUCACACUGAUGCAGGCUGCGGCAGUAAUCAUCAACAAUAUCCAGCGUCGGUAUCCGCUAUACUGGUGGACGUCACAUCCUCUAGCACGGUCUCGUGGGGAUGUGGAAAAGGCUAUUCAAAAUGGAUCCCCUAGUCUCUCUAGUCAUUACGAGGAUAGUCUGAUUGAUGUUCCUCGGCGGUUGGUCGUAGAACAUGGUGACAUUUCAGUGCCUAGUGGGAUAUUGCUUUCUGCCGAGGAGCAAGAAGUGUUGCUGAAGAUUAGCAAAAGACUUUAA